CUACUUAAUUGAAAUGGGUGUGUGCUAUCUGGUACUAUGCGAGAAGUCCUAUCCUAAGAAGCUCGCCUUCUCAUACCUGGAGGAGGUUCAAAAAGAAUUCUACCAAGCAUACGCAAAUGAGAUUGGAACCGCUGCCCGUCCAUACGCGUUCAUCUCAUUCGACACGACCAUCCAGAGACUCAAGCGACAGUACAUGGACUCCCGUGCCAACCGCAACCUCAACAAACUCAACAACGAAUUACAAGACGUGCAGCGUAUCAUGACUCAGAAUAUACAGGAUGUGCUGGGCCGCGGCGAGAAGAUAGAGC
Sphaeroforma arctica JP610 is the source of this 308-nucleotide messenger RNA. RefSeq lists its product as hypothetical. Gene Ontology annotation, cellular component: endoplasmic reticulum membrane; SNARE complex; ER to Golgi transport vesicle membrane. Gene Ontology annotation, molecular function: SNAP receptor activity. The annotation marks the transcript as partial. The record is from RefSeq and is a predicted model, not a curated record. Gene Ontology annotation, biological process: retrograde vesicle-mediated transport, Golgi to endoplasmic reticulum; endoplasmic reticulum to Golgi vesicle-mediated transport; vesicle fusion with Golgi apparatus. The transcript has 2 exons. NCBI's taxonomy places the organism in Eukaryota, Ichthyosporea, Ichthyophonida.